GGGCUAGCGAUGGCGGUCUUGGACGAUCCUUCUUCGGUGGUGCCUCUUGAGGAGAUCUUCUUGCUCGGCACUCGAUCGCCGGAGCCCCAUCCUCCACUGCCCCUCCAGUCGGCAGGACCGGGAGCGAAGGCGAUGUCGUCAGCGCAGAGGAGGGCCAAGGCGCUUGCGGGGCUGUGGCCGGCGAGGGUCGAGGCGCUUCACAGCCCCCUUGCUCUUGUAGACGUCGAGGAAGGCGCUCGCGGCAUCGAGAGGACGAGAGGAGGAUCGGGAAGGGGCAGGUAGUAGUCGGGGAUCUCGUAGCUCCUCGUCCAGCAGGCGGUGCUUGGAGUGCGGGUCGGAGUCGCUUGCGCGAAACCCCCGUAGCUGAUAAUCUCGGCUCGAAGCACCCACCGGGUCGAUAGGCUCCAGCAGCCCCUUCCUGUCUCCGGCCACCGAGCCCCCAGCUCGAGGUGCGAGUCGGGGUGCUUGCAAGCGCCGCCGCCCUCUGUCUCCACAGCUGCGCCGAGCUUGUCGAGCUCUCGUGCUUCGGGCAAGCUUACCUCAUCAGCCUCACACUGCCCCCUCCGUCAUAAUUCUGCUGCUUGGCCUUCCUCUCAACUCCGUGCUUUCUGACUAUCAAACGCUCACGCAAGUCACCGUGCCCUUUGCUCACCGACGAGCAAAUCCGAGCACAUGCGCUAGGAAUGAAUUUGAUCGAGAGCGGCUGAGCCACCUACGGCUCGAUCGAUCUUUCAGCACAUGCUGGCAAUCCGAUCCGAGUGCUUGCCUCAGCUUUCUUCAGGUCGGAGUUCACAGAAGCUCGAGGAGAAGGGGAGUCGACGAGAGUCUGAGCUGCAUGGCCAACGGUCUCCUGAUCUGAAUAUGGCAAGGUUGCAUUGCAUGGGCCGCGGGGCUUUUCAUGGCUGCGACGUAGCACCGACGCUGGGGGGUUAUGUGCAUGAGCUUUCGGCCCCUUAGGUGCGUGGUUUCCCUCGUCUCGGGAUUCGAGAGAUCUCCCAUUUUUUGGGUGACAAUGUCUGCAAUUCUUGGGCCUAAAUUUAUCCUCGGAACCGUCGUCCUGCCCAUAUCGACGGACUCGCACGAUUUCUCGAACACUUCGAGCUUAUGGAAUCCUUGGAAGGAGAGUAAAUAAUGUCCAGAGCACAAUUUGAUACAGAGCGCAAGCUGAUUCGAGAAGGUGUUAGGUUGUGAAGUGAAGUUGAAAAGCAUUUUGAAAUAAUUAGGUCCAAUAACCAUUAAAGAAGUAGUCUACCCGCGAGAUUACAGAUUAAUCACUUAGACUCCUUGUUUACCGUGAUUUUUGGACUUAGUUACUUAAAACUAUCAUUUCAACUUGUUUUUCAGCUUAAUUUCACAACCAACAAUAUUACACUUGAAGUGCGCAAAGUGAUCCGAGAAGUGUUAGGUUGUGAAGUACAGCUUAAAAAUCAUUUUGAAAUAGUUAGGUCCAAUAAUCAUUAAAUAAGUAGUCUACCCGCGAGAUUACGGCGUAAACAUGUAGACUACUUGUUUAAAGUGAUUUUGGAC
Marchantia polymorpha subsp. ruderalis is the source of this 1527-nucleotide messenger RNA. Lineage: Eukaryota; Viridiplantae; Streptophyta; Marchantiopsida; Marchantiales; Marchantiaceae. The record is from the annotation of a GenBank genome assembly.